Molecule: messenger RNA, 2129 nt
Organism: Phasianus colchicus (ring-necked pheasant)
Lineage: Eukaryota; Metazoa; Chordata; Aves; Galliformes; Phasianidae
Gene: LIF
Product: LIF interleukin 6 family cytokine
Biological process (GO): regulation of cell differentiation; leukemia inhibitory factor signaling pathway; positive regulation of cell population proliferation
Cellular component (GO): extracellular region
Molecular function (GO): growth factor activity; cytokine activity; leukemia inhibitory factor receptor binding
Source: RefSeq, a predicted model, not a curated record
AGCUGGGGAGGGCUGGGGGAGUGCUGCCAAAGUGGCUGUCCCUGCACACGUGCGCCCGGCCUCGCUCUGCUCGGCUGCGGAUCGGGUGCACGGAGGGGACUGGGAGAACAGGGGGAUCACGGAGCGGUCAGGUGAGUGCUGUCCUAGGGCUUCAGCUGAGAGAGGGCAAAUAAAAGCGUCGCUGCUUUACCUGGGACCUGCGGCAGCAUGGACGUUCCUACAAGUGUGGGCAGCUCGGUGCGUGCCGCAGCCCUGGGGACUUUGCUCCAGGGCUCCACGUGCUCUCCGAUCUUCGGGGCGAGGGUUGGCGAGAGGGGACCCCCCAUUCCCACCCCUGGGAGCCACAUGUUGGUGACACCGAGCUUGGAAAGGGGGAUGGCGACGAGGACACCCAUGCAGGGCGGCCUCCCAGCUGACACCGAAACGGGGGUCGCAGCACCCCGUUGUCACCCCCGUUGGGACGCGGUGACCCAGCGCUCACCCGUGCCACGCUCUCCCAUCCGGUGCCUCCAGCAGCAGUUGCGCCCGCUCUGCAGAUGGAGAAACUGAGGCAGAGCUGCAGCCGCGGGGCAGGUUUCCUUGUGGGCGCCCCUGCUGAGUCAGUAGGGCCGGGGUGGGGCCUGGCUCCCGCUGCGCCCGGCUGGGAUAACGGGGAGGAAAUCACUUUUGCAUAUUUGAUUACAACGCACAGGUCACCAGCGGGGCCGCCGCUUGUGAAAUGUGGCAAUGCCACCGGGCGCCCCGGGGGGACGGGAGGAGGGGGAGCCCCAGCCGGGGGGCAGGUGAGGGGCGUGGGACCGGGGGGACGUGUGGGGCUGUGUGGGGAACGUAUGGGCUCACCGACAUCGGUUUGUUCCCACCAGGUGUCGUGCCCUUCGUGGCCCUGCUAUUGCUGCAGAGGAGGCCGGUGGCCGGGCGGGCGCUGCUGGGGACGGGCGCUGCGUGUCCCACCAACGGGCUGUGCCGGGCCAAUGUCCAGGAGCAGACCCGCAGGCAGGUUGCGCUGCUCAACGCCACUGCGCAGGACCUCUUCAGCCUCUAUCUGAAGUGCCAGGGAGAGCCGUUCAGCAGCGAGAGCGACCGCCUCUGCACCCCCAGCGGCAUCUUCUUCCCCCCCUUCCACGUCAACCGGACCACCGAAAGGAAGGAAGUGAUGGUGGCCAUGUACAAGCUCUUCGCCUUCCUCAACGCCUCACUGGGGAACAUCACCCGCGACCAGGAGGAGCUCAACCCCACGGCCAAGGAGCUCCUCGACCGCCUCCACAACACCACCAAGACCACUCGGGGCCUCAUCUCCAACCUCACCUGCCUGCUCUGCAAGCACUACAACAUCUUCCAGGUGGACGUGAGCUACGGGGAGAGCAGCAAGGGCAAGAGCGCCUUCAAGAAGAAGCAGCAGGGCUGCCAGGUGCUCAGGAAGUACGUGCAGGUCAUCGCCCAAGCUGCUCGUGUCCUCCUACCUCACCUCAGCCCCGCAUGAGCCCCGGCCCCUGCGCCACGCCGCGACCGGGACAGCGGACAUCUCCUUGCACCCAUCUCACAGAUGGGCACGGCGAGGCCCCACCACCUCCUCACCUCUCGCCUUCCUAUUUAUUACCUCCUGCUGAUGCUGCACAGGAUCCGGGCCAUCCCAUGCUUUAAUUUAUUUCCCCGUUCAGGGGAGGACGCGGGCAUGGGGCUCUGUCCCCCGCACCCUGGAACCCCACGAGGAUGCUCAGCACCACAGCUUGGGGCUCAUCACAGUCAUAGUGAAAAAUCAGGAGGAGGCGACCCGCUCCCAACGGAUGCCCUCCAGCAUCCAGCAAAAGAGACUUUCCCCUCCUGGAUGCGUUCACACCCACCGCAGCCAGCAGGGAUGCUGGGCAUGCGCUCCCACCAUACGCUAUGGGGCCGGCACCCCUACAAAUGGGGCUGAACUGAGGGUGUGCGGUGGCCUGGGUGUGGGCUGGGACCGCCACCCAAUGGGGACAGGGAUGUGGUGCUGGGGAGCACCCGUGGAUGUUGGCAUGGCCCGCUGGCACAGACGGGGUCUCAGCCAGCAUGGGGACUCAGGGGCCGAGCCUGGGGUGGUGGCAGGAGGCGCUGGCUCGUCCCUGGCGCCGGGGCGGGGGCCGGGGGUAUUUAUAGGC